Messenger RNA from Dreissena polymorpha, 4354 nucleotides. Its product is annotated as sodium- and chloride-dependent GABA transporter ine-like. The record is from RefSeq and is a predicted model, not a curated record. Gene Ontology annotation, biological process: sodium ion transmembrane transport. The transcript is spliced from 13 exons. Gene Ontology annotation, cellular component: membrane. Lineage: Eukaryota; Metazoa; Mollusca; Bivalvia; Myida; Dreissenidae. The coding region runs from base 41 to 1855 and encodes 604 amino acids.
UAAACGAAAGUAACUAUCUUGCAGUGUGCGAAGAGUAACAAUGGAAGACGGACGUGAGAAGUGGAGUCGGAAAAUCGAAUACCUUUUGGCCACAGCAGGGUAUGCUGUUGGACUGGGGAACGUAUGGAGGUUCCCAUAUCUGUGCUACAGAAGUGGAGGGGGGGCUUUCCUGAUCCCAUUCCUGAUUAUGCUGACCCUGUGUGGUAUCCCUCUGCUUUACAUGGAGAUGGCAGUGGGUCAGUUCACGCAGCAGGGGCCAAUAGGGGCCAUUGGGAGACUGUGUCCUCUAUUCAAAGGUGCUGGCCUUGCCACUGUGGUGAUGUCGUUUUUGUUUACAACGUACUACAACGUGAUAAUAACCUGGGCGUUCUACUACUUGUUCAGCUCGCUACAGGCCGUCCUACCAUGGUCAGACUGCAGCAAUGAUUGGAACUCGGACACCUGUUUUGAUGGCAGCAACAAGACUGUGGUUGACUUGACAAUCAAUAUCACCAUAAUGGUCGCCAGGUCAAACAAUAGCAUAUCACCAACAGAAGAUUUCUAUGAGAGCCGUCUCCUUCAGAAAACCUCCGGUAUUGACUCCCCAGGGGCACUGAAAUGGGACCUGUCCCUUAUUCUGCUGUUCUGCUGGAUCCUGGUAUACUUCUGUUUAUGGAAAGGGCCAAAACUGACAGGCAAGGUUGUGUAUUUCACUGUCACAUUCCCAUACGUGGUGCUGCUGGUUCUCCUGAUACGAGGUUUGACACUGCCUGGGGCUGUCAACGGCAUCCUCUAUUUCAUUGUGCCACGUUGGGAACUCCUCCUGAAUGCAAAUGUGUGGGUGAAUGCCGCUGCUCAGACCUUUAACUCACUUGGUAUUGCGUUUGGAGGCAUCAUCACCAUGUCCAGUUACAACAAGCGUAACAAUAGGAUACUUAAGGAUGUACUUGCGAUAGGGCUGCUGGAUGUGUUCACAUGUGUGCUGGCAGGCUUUGCAAUAUUCUCUAUCCUUGGGUACCUGGCACACAACCAGGGCAAAGAUGUCCAUGAUGUUGUCAAAGAAGGGCCAGGUCUUGUGUUUAUCAUCUACCCUGAGGCGUUCACCAGCAUGCCUGUGUCUCCAUUGAUAUCAGUACUUUUCUUCCUCAUGCUCAUCACCCUUGGAAUAGAUAGUCAGUUUGCCUCAGUUGAAGUGAUUGUUACAACCAUACAAGACCAUUUCAGCCUUCAAGUGAGGAAGUACCUCAAGAGGAAGGAAUUCCUCGUACUGUUAGUCUGUUUGAUCUCAUUUCUUUGCGGCCUGCCAAAUGUUACUCAGGGUGGUAUAUAUUUCUUCCAACUCAUUGACAACUUUUCGUCAGCCAUGUCUCUCAUGUAUCUGGCAUUCUUCGAGGUCAUAGCUAUCACAUGGAUCUACGGAGCACGUCGUUUGGCAAAAGAUGUUGAGAUGAUGACUGGUGUAAGGCCAAACAUUUUCUUUGUUGUUUGCUGGUAUGUCUUCUCACCUCUUCUCAUACUGGGUAUCUGGAUAUUCAGCCUGGUACAAUACACACCCUUCUCUAUGGCUGGUUACGAGUAUCCAGGCUGGGCUAUUGGUCUAGGAUGGUUCCUGGCUGCUCUCUCCAUUGUCUGCAUCCCAGCAGGCAUGAUACAUGCUGUCCUCAACAGUAAGGGGCAGUCACUCUGGCAGAAAUUCUUGAACGCAUUAAAACCUGUGAGUGAAGAAGAAACAACCAUAAUGACUUCUGACACAAAGGAAAGAGAUGUAGAGUAUGUUAGAUAUAAUGGUAGUACUAGAGCCACUCAGUUCCAAGAGGAACACCAUGAAUACCCGAAUGGAAGUCCGUUGAAGCCUCUAAGCUACACAAAGGUGUGACCUGCACACUUUUCUAUGAGCUCUUAUUUAGCAUUGUCAAUUUGUGUUGUAUGCCAUCGUCAGAACCCAGUCACUCACAUGUGCUAUGCAUGGUUGAGUGUGGGAGAUAAGGCAACCCAAAUUGUGUUGGCAUAAAUAAUUGCAUGGAAAUUCAAGCAUUAUUUUAUAACACAUUGGUAAGGUGGCAUAUAGCAGUUGAACUGUCCGUCUGUAAGUCCGUGUGUCAGUCCGAAAACUUAAACAUUGGUCAUAACUUUUGCAAUAUUGAAGAUAGCAACUUGAUAUUUGGCAUGCAUGUGUAUCUCAUGGAGCUGCACAUUUUGAGUGGUAAAAGGUCAAGGUCAUCCUUCAAGGUCAAAGGUCAAAUAUAUGGCUUCAAAGCGGCACAGAAGAGGGCAUUGUGUUUCUAACAAACACAUCUUUUGUUUGCGUUUGUUAUAAUGAAUACAAAUUUCUUGAUGUUGACAUCCUUAAGCUGUUUCAUUUGCAUAUUUUGCUGUACUGUUAAUCACUUUAUAUGUGCGUUCUGUUUUAUUUCAAAUUAUUAACAGUUUAGUAAUGAAUCGCUUUAUAUGUGAGUUCUGUUUUAUUUCAACUUAUUAACAGCUUAGUAAUGAAUUGCUUUAUAUGUGCGUUCUGUUUUAUUUCAACAUAUUUACAGUUUAGAAAUAAAUCGCUUUAUAUGUUUGUUUUGUUUUAAUUCAACUUAUCUACAGUUUAGUAAUAAACAAUUAAAAAAGUAAAAAAUAAUGGUGCAAUAAAUAAAUUUAUGGUUUGUCACUUUUUAUGCCCCCCUUUGAAUAAGAGGGGGUAUAUUGUUUUGCACAUGUCGAUCCGUCCGUCUGUCCGUCCACCGAAUGGUUUCCGGAUGAUAACUCAAGAACACUUACGCCUAGGAUCAUGAAACUUCAUAGGUACAUUGAUCAUGACUCGCAGAUGACCCCUAUUGAUUUUCAGGUCACUAGGUCAAAGGUCAAGAUCAUGGUGACUAGAACCAGUAAAAUGGUUUCCGGAUGAUAACUCAAGAAGGCUUACGCCUAGGUUCAUAAAACUUCAUAGGUACAUUGAUCAUGACUUGCAGAUGACCCCUCUUGAUUUUCAGGUCACUAGUUCAAAGGUCAAGGUCAAAGUGACUUGACACAGAAAAAUGGUUUCUGGAUGAUAACUCUAGAACGCUUACGCCUAGGAUCAUGAAACUUCAUAUGUACAUAGAUCAUGACUCGCAGAUGACCCCUCUUGAUUUUCAAGUCACUAGGUCAAAGGUCAAGGUGACUCGAACCAGUAAAAUGGUUUCCGGAUGAUAACCCAAGAACGCUUACGCCUAGGAUCAUGAAACUUCAUAGGUACAUUGAUCAUGACUCGCAGAUGACCCCUAUUGAUUUUCAGGUCACUAGGUCAAAAGUCAAGGUCACGGUGACUCAAACCAGUAAAAUGGUUUCUGGCUGAUAACUCAAGAACGCUUAUGCCUAGGAUCAUGAAACUUCAAAGGUUUAAUUGAUCAUGACUCGCAGAUGACCCCUAUUGAUUUUCAGGUCACUAGGUCAAAGGUCAAGGUCACGGUGACUCGAACCAGUAAAAUGGUUUCCGGCUGAUAACUCUAGAACGCUUACGCCUAAGAUCAUGAAACUUCAUAGGUCAAUUGAUCAUGACUGGAAGAUGACCCUUCUUGAUUUUCAGGUCACUAGGUCAAAGGUUAAGGUCGCGGUGACUUGACACAGUAAAAUGGUUUCCGGAUAAUAACUCAAGAAAGAUUAUGCCCAGGAUCAUGAAACUUCAUAGGUACAUUGAUCUUUACUCACAGAUGACCCCUAUUGAUUUUCAGGUCACUAGGUCAAAGGUCAAGGUCACAGUGACAAAAAACGUAUUCACACAAUGGCUGCCACUACAACUGACAGCCCAGUUGCAUGUUUUACAAACAGCCCUUGUAAUAUCAUGUGGUCUUCUUAUAGGGUGUGUGAAAAGACUCAGCAAGCCUCACCUUUUCCUAUGCCAUACAAGACUGAUAUUAAAUGAUGUCUAAAGUCAACAACCAAAUAUUCUAUAUUUUUACCUUGGUUUGGAGGAUUGAUGUAAUAAUAACAAAACAAAAAGAGUUGUCAUUAUGGUUGAUAAAUAGAUUGCAAUAAUUUGUACUUGGAUCAAAUUAAGUAAUCUUGGAUUUGGAAUAACACAUGUGAAGUAAAGUAAAGGUUGAAAAAGGUGCUUUAAAAUGUAUUUUACAUGAAGAAUUUUGCAUUUUGAAUUUUUACAAUUAUAAAGAUGUUUGGAUAAUUUUUUAUUGUUAACAGUGUAAUCAGGUCAAUAUAAAAUCUGGUAUAUUUUAGUCAUCAUGUUUGUGUUAGGAAACAAAAUGUACUUGGCGUUUUAAGUAUACAUUUUAUAUCAAAAUAUGAUCAUGUUGUUGGUUUGUAUUUCAUGAUGUUUGAUGUAGAGAAAAUCUUUGUAUUUACAAAUUAUCUUGGUUUUUAUUGUUGCUCAUUAAAAAAAUGUAUUAACCAA